Cryptosporidium ubiquitum is the source of this 4050-nucleotide messenger RNA. RefSeq lists its product as uncharacterized. The record is from RefSeq and is a predicted model, not a curated record. Gene Ontology annotation, cellular component: cohesin complex; chromosome; nucleus. The transcript has a single exon. Gene Ontology annotation, molecular function: ATP hydrolysis activity; protein binding; ATP binding. The coding region runs from base 1 to 4050 and encodes 1349 amino acids. Lineage: Eukaryota; Apicomplexa; Conoidasida; Eucoccidiorida; Cryptosporidiidae. Gene Ontology annotation, biological process: sister chromatid cohesion.
AUGCAAUUAUUAACAGAUAAUAACACUGACAGUAUGAUACAAAUUGAAGACUUGACUGAAAAUAAUAAAAAAGAAAAAAACUUGAAAUGUUUCAUAAAAGAAUUAAUUAUUGAAAAUUUUAAAAGCUACAAAGGAAAGCAUAUAAUUGGGCCAUUUUCGAAAGGGUUAACCUGUAUUGUUGGUCCAAAUGGCUCAGGAAAAUCAAACCUAAUGGAUGCUUUGUCUUUUGCUUUGGGAUUAUCAUCAAAUGACAUGAGAAGCACAAAUUUGAAAGACUUAAUUUACCGUCCGGAACAAGAGGGAGGGCCGGUUGAUAUAUCCCAAUCAGUUAAUGCCGUGUUUUUGCCUCAGAAAGGAUCGAAACAGAACUUUUCAAACAAUGCUGAGGUAUCGCUUAUCUUUAUAUCGUAUUUUGAUAACCAAGAAAUAAAAUUUUCAAGGAAAAUUUUAUCAAGCGGAGCUUCAAGAUAUAUAAUUGAUAAAGAUGUUGUUUCACAGGAGGCAUACGUAAAAAGGCUAGCAGAUUAUAAUAUUUUGGUAAAAGCAAGAAACUUUCUGGUUUUUCAAGGGGAUGUAGAAGAUGUCGCACAAAGAGCACCAAAAGAGCUGACAAAACUCUUUGAACAAAUUUCCGGUAGUGACGAGUUUAUCGAAGAAUAUGAUCGCCUAUCUAAUGAACAAAGUUUAAAUCAAAUAGUGUCACAUAAUAGUUUUAAUAGAAGAAAACUCCUCGAAGCGGAAAAACGAGAACUGCAGAAACAGAUUGAGGAAGUAAAUGAGUAUGAAAAGCUGACCGAACAAAUGGCAAAUACUAAACUGGAACUGACUCUUCUUCAGCUAUAUUGUAAUGAAGUGAUGGGAGGAAAAUAUUUCGAGGAGCGGCAGAAUAUAGAUAAUGAAAUUACAUUAAUGAACCAAAAUAUAGAAAGUGCGAAAAAAAAAAUUAAGGAAGACGAAUCUAAACUUGCCAAUGACAACUUAAAAUGGAAUAAUCAAUGCAGCGAUCUUGAAAUAUUGGAGCAGGAUGAAUCUUCUAAGAAAAAUGAACAGAUCAAAUACGAGAGUAGCAUUAAACAUAAUAAACUGGAACUAAAGAAAUUACUAAAACAAAAGGAGACUAUACAAAUAUACGAAAAAAAGAAUGAAAAAUUAAUUGAAGAAUACAAAACAAAAAUGGAGCUAAUUAAUAAUGAGUUAAGAAGCUUAGAGCUGCCAGAAUCUUCUGAAUUUAUGGAUGUCAUAUCUUCUGAUCUGCAAGAAUAUAUUGAAUGCAAAAAAAAGGCGGAUAUGGAGUCUUCUGAAUUAAGAGAACAAUUACUUCAAGUAGAACGAGAAAUGGCAAAUAAACUUGGUUUAAUUGAAAUUUUGGAAAAAGAAAAUGAAGAAAUUCAGACUCAAUUAACCACUAACAAGGGAAUGUUAGAUUCAAUUUCAAUCAAAGUUAACGAGCAAAAAGAAAGGCUAAAUCAUUCAAAAGAGAAUGAAGCAGAGUUAAAUUCUCAAAUAUUUGAAUUGGAAACUAAUUUUAAUGGUUUGACAGAUAAGAUAGCAGAAUUUACGGAGCAAAGAGAUAUGUAUAAUGAAAGAAUCAAGAAUAUAGAUGCAAAGAAAGGAGAAAUUCAGAAAGAAAUGGAAUCCAGGAAACUGAUUGAAGAUAUGAAAAGUUUCAUUAAUACCAGAGAAAUAACAGGAAUGGAGGAAAACCUUGUUUUUGGUAGACUUUCUGAUAUGUGUCAUUCAAAUAAUAAGCAAUACAAUUCAGUAAUAGACUCUGCACUUGGAAAAUACGGUGAAUAUAUAGUGGUAAGUACUUGGGAAACCGCAAAAAAUUGUAUAUUUUGGUUGAAACAGCAAAGAAAGCAGCCAUUGAAUUUCCUACCUCUAAAUUCUGUUAAAUUUAAUAAAGGAGGUAAUUCCUCAGUCAAAGAAGCAAACUUUAGAGCAAUAUGCAAUAGCAACAAAUCAAUAAGAUCUUUAGCUAAAGACAAUUUACAUACAUCAGAUGAAAGGAUACAGCCUGUAUUAGAAUUUUGUCUUUUUGGAGUAAUAUUCACUGAAAGCCUAGAGGAUGCAAAGAAAAUAUUUUACAUGGAAGCUCCGAGAUUGGGAGUUAUCCCUAAAGUGAUGACUUUUGACGGUGAGAAAAUACUUAAGAAUGGCAAUAUCUCUGCUGACUCAUCUAGAAGUCAGGCCAGUAGCAAAAAUUUUGCAAGAGAAUAUACAAAUUUAUCCAGUAAAAUCGAAGCACUUAACGAACAAAUUUUUAAGCUUGAAGAAACCGAAUCUGACGGUCAGAGAAAACUCUAUAGAUUGAAAGAAAACCUGAAAAGACUGAAAAUUGAUAGAAAUUCCACAGAAUUAAAAAUUGAUAUUUAUGGCAAAAACAAAAGUGAAAAAAGCAAAGCGAUAAGCCUUUUAGAAAAGAAACUUAAUGAAAGAGAAGAGGAAAUAUUGAAACAUCGUUCAGAAUAUGAAUUAUUGCAUAGAAAAUUAGAAAAUUUGAGGAACGAGAUUCACGAAUCUGAUCAGAAGCACUUUAUAAAACUUUCUAAGAAACUAAAUAUAGAAGAUAUUAGUCUACUUGAACAAAAUUCUAGGAAAAAACAUGAAGAACAACUUCAGAAGAGAAAGAAACUUCUCAGUAAAUUAAAUAUCCUUAAAGAAGAAUAUGAGAGUAUUAAAAAAAAGAAUGAUUCAUUAAAGGAAAAAUUUAAAGAAAAAGAGACCAAUUUACUUCGUAUUGAGAAUCUAGUUUCUGAAGAAUGCAAACAUUUAGAGAAAUUAAACGAAGAAAUUUCAAAACUUGAAUCUAAACAAAUUAAUAUAAAGAACACAAUAAAAUCGUUUUUAUCACUUAAGAAAGAAACCCAGAAAGAGCUAGAAGCAAAAAAAAAGUCUUUAUUAGAACUGCAAGAGCUAUGUGCAACCAAAGAGCUUGAAAGAAGCUCCAAAAACGAGGAAUUGGAGUUGCUCAAUGAAGAACUGAUUUCUUUACUGAAGAAUAUUGUAUUUGAAAACAUUAAAAUUCCUUUAAUAUCUGGAGAAUACGAAGAUAUUAGGAAGUACUGGGAAUUUUUUGAAAUCAGUGGUAAAAACAAGAAUGAACCUCACAUUGAGGAUCUAGAGCCCCCAAUUAUCCAAAUAGACUAUAGUACCCUAACUGAAAAACAAAAAUGUUCUUCUAAUUCACGGAAACAAAUAGAAAAUGAGAUUUUGAGACUCAAAAAAAACAUGUCUGAUAUUUCUGAUAAACUGGAGUCUUUGAACCCAAAUAUGAAAUCGAAAGGAAAGCUUAAAGAAAUAGAUGCACAGUUAGACGCACUUUUAGAAGACCAAAAAGAUAUGAGAAAGAAGUCUAUGGAAAUUGACAAGUCAUAUAAAUUAAUUCGUAAAAAGCGAACAGAAUCGUUUAUGAAAUGCUUUGAAACAGUAAAAGAAGCUGUUGGAGAUUUUUAUUCCCGAUUGACAUGUAAUAAUUCUAAUGUUGGCGGUCAAGCAUUUUUGGAUUUGGAUGAUACAAAUUUGGAAGAACCGUUUGCAUGCGGAGUAAUUUUUCAUGCAAUGCCUCCAUCAAAACGCUUCAGAGAUAUACAACAGCUUAGUGGAGGCGAGAAAACUAUGGCUGCGCUGGCACUGCUUUUUGCGAUGCAAAGCUAUCAUCCAUCUCCCUUUUUCGUGCUAGAUGAAGUGGAUGCAGCUCUUGAUCCCUGUAAUGUACAGUCUAUAGCUAAGUUUUUAAGAAAAGCUUCAUUCCAAUCAAUUGUUAUUUCUCUUAAAGAUAGGCUUUUUUCCCAAGCAGAUACACUCAUAGGAGUUUAUAAAAAUAGAGAACUACAGACAAGCUCCACUAUGACUCUAGACUUGCGAAAGUAUUCUCAAUCAACAGUAACCUCACCCAAUUUGCAAAAGGAGAACUUGACAUAUAAUUCUGCAUUCUUAAGAAGUGUUGAAUAUGAUUCACAUGAUAACGAGUCUGCAACAAGUGCUAGUUUCUUAGAAAAAAAAUCUAAUCUGAACAUUGAUAUUAGCCAAAACAAAUCAAUUUGUUGA